AUGAGUGAAGUGCUUUACCGAAAAAACCGGGAGGAAUAUAAUGAUGACUUUGAGAAGGAUCUGGAUUGGCUGAUCAGUGAGGAAAGUCGGGGUGAGGAGCAAGGUCCUGACUACGAGGACAUUGAGGCGGACAUCAACAAAGAGCUGGCCAAUGACGAGAAACAGCAACAAGAGGAGAGCGGAGACAACAACUCGAACAAGCAGGAAGAUGAUGAAGAGAGGUGGCCCUCACCAAUGGAACCACUUGAGUACGACUCUGACAGAGACAGCCUUAUGAAGCCCUUUCGUACAACACCACCUCCUUUGGGUCUUGGUGAGCAGACAGAAGAGGAGAAAAAGUACGUCCUAGAGAAAAUCCAACAGGCCAACAAGGAGCUGCGGGAUCAGGACGCUCCAGAUUUGCGCCGGAGGCGGCGCCUUCAGUUCAAAGACAAUCUAGUUACCUUGGUAGUGCCUCCGGUGAAGUUUGAAAAUGACGCCGGGGAGGUGGAAGUGUCAGGGAGAUUAUCUGAGCUGAAAUUGUCACCUCGAGGGGAGGACAGUGGAGAGAAGAGAGAUGAAGGGCUAAAGGAGGGAAGGAUCCUUAUGGAAAAAGAUGGCAGGUUUCAUCUUGUCAGUCUCAAGGAAGUGGAAAAUCAAAGCCUCCUUCCUCCGAUCGUACAGGAUCACAUGGGGAAGAGCUCCACGUCCACCCACUCAUCAUGUUCCUCCUUCGGAACUUCUCCCUCCUUUCAGAAGGCCGAUCCCCUCCGGGGUCCCAGACCUCCAGUAAGGUCCAGCUCGGCCUGUUACAACUACAGAGGAGGACAGAGAAGAGGCACCAAACGGAGGGUACAGUCAGCCAGCGGGACACCCUCCCAGGCUACGUUUAAGCUCUCACCCCAGCAGAAGGAAUUGCUGCAGAAGGCCCAGGAAAAGAAGGAGAAGAUGGCCAGAGAGGCCGAGCAGAGGAAGUUGGAGGAAGAAGAGCAGAGGAAGCAGGAGAACGAGCUGGCUUUCAAGGCCUGGCUGAUGAGGAAGAGAGAGCAGCUGCAGCAUGAGAGGAGAAUCCACAGAGCUCAGGAGAUGGAGAGGAUGAAUUCUCAGAGGGACUCCAGUGUGGCAGAAGAGGCCUUCCGGCUGUGGCUGCAGAGAAAACAGGAGCAGCAACAGCGAGAGAAGCAACUGGUACAGCUGAGGAAGUUGGAGGAAGACAGUGGUUAUCUUCUGCGGAGCAGAGAGGAGUGUGAACGUGCCUUCAAAUUGUGGCUGACCCGAAAGCGGGCGGAAAAGCGGGCGGAGCAGCAGGCGACUCGGGAGCGGAUACGCAGGUUCGCUCUGGAGGAGAGGCGUGCACGGCGUAUGCGUGAACUGUUGUGCAUAGCCAGCGACAACAGGACGUUCCGAUUCACGGAUCAGAUGACCUGUCACUUCUGA
This is a messenger RNA of Nerophis lumbriciformis (worm pipefish), 1416 nucleotides long. The record is from RefSeq and is a predicted model, not a curated record. Lineage: Eukaryota; Metazoa; Chordata; Actinopteri; Syngnathiformes; Syngnathidae.